Messenger RNA from Eruca vesicaria subsp. sativa (arugula), 723 nucleotides. NCBI's taxonomy places the organism in Eukaryota, Viridiplantae, Streptophyta, Magnoliopsida, Brassicales, Brassicaceae. The record is from the annotation of a GenBank genome assembly.
GUUUACUUCCAAUGGCCUCAGAUCAGAGCACGAACCCACCAAUCAUGGAGUCAAAGCCUCGACACCCUCUUCACCAAAUCGCCGACACGCCAACACACAAGCUCCUCCUCAAACAAUGGCUUAAAGAAGAAGAGCUCAUCCUCAACCGCGUCUCACACAAAGAGUCUCAGAUCGAUUCAGUUCGACGAGAGAUCACUCAGCUCUACAUCUUCUUCUUCCUCUUCCACUCCAUCUCUCUCCUUCUCCUCUUCCACGCCUCUUCCUCCUCUUCUUCAUCUACGUGUAAGAGAUCAUGGAUCCCUUCUCUAUCUGCUCUCGUCUCUUCACUUGGGAUCAUCUGGGCCGUACGGUACAAGUCUGAAGUGGAGUCUCAUCUUGAGAAGUUGUUGGAGAGGGAGAAGGAAGAUGCGAAGCUGUUGCGUAAGUGUGUUGAGGAGUUGAAGAAGAAAGGGGUUGAGUUUGAUUUGCUCAAGGAAGUGGAUGCUCUGCGCAGGGCGAAGAGCUUGAGGGUUGAGUCUAAGGUCGUGAGGAAAUGGUCUGCGAGGGAUUUUGUGACGCUUUUCUUCUUCUCUGUUUCGUGUUUGGUUCUUGCAAUGAUUAGGCUCAUUCUCUGUGACUAGAUUGUGUUUUGAUCUAUUGCCUCUCUUGAUUCCCUUUUGUUAUACUUUACUGUUUGAUUCAGCAGAAUUCUCUUGUUUCUGCAUAUAUGUUCUUGUACUUUUU